This is a messenger RNA of Dermatophagoides farinae (American house dust mite), 3069 nucleotides long. Its product is annotated as telomere length regulation protein TEL2 homolog. NCBI's taxonomy places the organism in Eukaryota, Metazoa, Arthropoda, Arachnida, Sarcoptiformes, Pyroglyphidae. Gene Ontology annotation, cellular component: cytosol. The record is from RefSeq and is a predicted model, not a curated record. Gene Ontology annotation, molecular function: Hsp90 protein binding; telomeric repeat DNA binding. Gene Ontology annotation, biological process: 'de novo' cotranslational protein folding.
UUUUUUAUAUUAUUACCACAUUUAUGAAUAGCGUCGAGCACAUUGUUUUGAAAAAAUUUUGUUUACAUUUCAUCAUCAAUCAUGGAUUCGAUCGAAGAUAAUUUUGAAAAUAUUGCCCAAAAUAUUGAUCGAUUAAAGAAUGGAAUCGAAAAUGAUGCUGAAAAAUAUGAUGAAUUUCACCAGUAUAUUCUAUCGUCUCGAUCAAUCAUCAAAUUCAAUGUUUUUAUUGAAAAAUUAUUGAUUGAAAAAGAAAAAUCAUUAAGACGUGAUAAAAUGAUUGCGAUUCUUAUCGAUGUCAUUUUUGAAUCGGAAAAUUUUGAAAAUCUUAUCAUGACAACAUCUAUCCGGAAACAAACGAUGAAAUAUUCAUCAUUUGAGUUGGAUAAAUUUAUCAACAUUUUGGUAUCAUUUCCCGAAUUGAUUGCAAAUCUAUAUGGUCCUGGUUAUCCACAUAAAUUUGAAACAAAAAAUUACAUUGCCCGACUUUGUCGGGUUUUGCAACAGAUUCUUGAUGGAAUAUAUCGAGUUGAACAAGCUAUGGAAUCAUUUAUUAUGCACCAUAUGCAUUGUAUUAUACGUCGUUUGUGUCUACGUGGUUAUCAAGAAUUGAUUUGGAUUCAUUUGUUUGAAAAUUUAUUCAAUAAAUUAAUCGAUGAUGUUCGAUGGAUGAUCAUUACACAACAUAUUCUAUUUUCAUAUCACCGUGAAGAGGAUGAUGAUGAUGGACCAACCAUUUCUGAAAUGUCUAAAUUUUUAGAACCAUUAUUCAAAAUGAUAUUGCAUCAUUCAUCUAGUCCUAAAUCGAUGGAAAUUUUAUUUCCAUUCGAUUAUCUACACAAACAUCAUGAUUCAUUAUUAUCGAAAAUUGAAUUUCUAUUGACAAACAAAUUCAUUCUCAUUUAUCAUUGUCCAUUGGUUGUUUAUCAAAAUAACAAUAAUAAUAAUCGUGAUGAUCAAUUCAUCUAUAAUUUAUUGGGCUAUUUAUUUCGUGCGAAUCGCAAGUGGUUCAUCAAUGCUUCACUAAAUGUAAUGGAUGCAUGGUCAAAUUCUAAUGCAUUCAAUUAUCGUCAAUAUCAACAGCAAUUUUAUUUUUGUCGUUUAAUGAUUUUAUUUACAAGAUUAUUAUUAUUAUCAGAAAAUCAAAGCAAUGUCAAAGAUAUGGAAAAAAUUAUCAAAAAAUUACAAUCAUCAACUUUUAUUGGUUCGACAAUAAAUCUGGCUUGUUCACAGCAAGAAUUUCGUAAUAUUGGCCUCACUACAUCAGUCAUUCUAUUUGAUCUUUUCAUUCGAUUCAAUUCUAUCGAUAUUGAAUUGCCAAAAUUUCCAGAACUUGAUGCAUUAGAAAAUGAUGAUUGUUGUAAACAUUUAAAAUAUCUUGGUUCAUUCGAUUUGGAUCAAUUAUUUGAUAAUGUUCAAAAUCAAAACGAAAUUUCCACACAAUCUAUGAUGACCAAUGAUGAUGAACAAACAACAACAACCACUGCUACUACUGAUGAUAAUGUUAAUAUAGUGGAUAUGAUGAAAUCAACAACAUUUGAUAGCGAUGAUGACGACGAUGAUGAUCUAGAACCAUAUGAUAUUUCAAAUGAUAUUCCAAUCGGUGAUGAUGUUCGUUUUACAAAGAAAAAUUUGGGCACUUCUUCAAUAUUGAAAAAUCAGAAAAAUAUUCAAGAUAUCCUAUUGAUUGAUAGCUCUAAACAGCGGCCCAUCUAUCUGCAAGAUUUGAUUGAAGGACUAUGUAGUGAUGACGAAAAAUCUGAAUGGAAACAAAAAUGUCUACAAUCAGCUGAGAAAAUAAUUCGUGCCAAUACUGAUCAUUAUAAUCAAUUGGAUUCGGUAUCAUUACGUUUGGCAAAAAUACUUGUAGAUUUAGAUAAUAAUGGUGGUAUUGAAAAUUUCGAUCAAUUACGACUGAAUUCAUUGAUUGCACUUUGUGUUGGAUCACCAAAAAUUGUUGCCAGCUAUUUAGCUGAUCGUUUCUAUGCACCGUAUAUAUCCAUCCAGAAUCGAUUAGAUGUUCUUGCUGUAUUGACAAAAGCCAGUGAAGAACUGUGUCAAUUACAGCCAUUCAAAUAUAAAGAUCAUGAUAAAUUUAUCAAACCAAUUCCAGAAAACAGUCAGAAACUUUUAUCAAUCAGUGAAAAGAAUCAAAAAUUUCAACGUGAUUUUUUCACUAUCGAUACCGAUUAUAAUGAUGAUGGUGAUCGUUCUGAACAGCAAAAUUGGAAAUCCAUAAUCGAACAGCGAAUAAAAUCCAAUACAAGAUUUAUUUCACCAAUUUAUCAUCAAAAACAUUCAGAAUCAUCAACAAUGUCAUCAUCAUCGAAUCGAUUCGUGCCAUUUGCAAAAUAUUUUUUCUUUCCAUUAUUACGUGAUUUUGAAAAAAUGGAUUUAAAAUUGAAAAUCAACGAUAUCGAUUCAUUCAUUGUUGAAUCAUUAAUAUUGGCAUUGGGCAUCCUGUUACAGAAUUGUCAUCAACAUUCACAAACAAUGUUAAUGUCAAAAGAAUUAUUGCCAUUCAUUUAUUCUUAUCGUAAUCAUUCGAAAAGCAAUGUUCGUUCAGCAAUCAUUCAAACAUUUAAGAUUGUCUUACAAUCAACACCUGGUCAUUAUCUUUUAAAUGAAUUAUCAAAUCAAAUGAUUGAUUUUAAAAUCUGGCUUCAAGACAUAAUCAUUGAUGAUUUAAAUCAAAAUUGUAUGAUCAAAGCAUAUCAAGUGAUGAUGACAUUGGACAAGAUGGUCAAUCAAAUUCAAUCACAAUUGACACAGCAACAAUCAUCGAUUGGUACACGAACCAUUUUACCAUCACAAACAUCACGUAAUGUACGUACCAUCAGAUCAACAUCAAACGCUGAUGGAUGAUCAAAAUUAAACAUUCCUUUGUCAACCAUUUGACGAUCUUCAUCGGUUAAUUUACGAUAAAAUGAAUCCUGUGAAAUACGAACAACACGUUUUUCAUGUGAUAAAUAAAUGGAUUUUGGAUCAAUUGGUCCAAGUCGUUUGAUGAUUUUUGAACAUACUGUCGACUAUUGUUGAUUUUGGAUGGAUUAAAAUUACAUUAUUGAUUCA